Molecule: messenger RNA, 516 nt
Organism: Stereum hirsutum FP-91666 SS1
Lineage: Eukaryota; Fungi; Basidiomycota; Agaricomycetes; Russulales; Stereaceae
Exons: 2
Coding region: 1-516 (171 amino acids)
Cellular component (GO): Ski complex
Molecular function (GO): protein binding
Source: RefSeq, a predicted model, not a curated record
AUGGGUAUCUUAACAGAGGACGAUGGCCUCAUCGACGCUGCAUUAUCCGAGAUCUUAUCCCUUCCUCUGGAUAAACGACAUGAACGAGACCCUGAACGAGAUGUGGAUUAUCUUCUGACGCAGCACUCUCUUGCUCAGGGCGAAAAAGGAAAGGCACUUUCACAUGCUCAGAAAUCUCUCUUCGCUGAACCUUCCAGGAGUUCCGCACGCCGUACUCUUGCUGUGCUUGCACUACAAAACGAAGACCCAGAAGCUGCUCUUGCCGCGCUCUCUGCUGCGAGUGCAGGCAUAGAUGAAGGGUCAGCCGAAGGGUCAGCCGAAGGUCUCGCACUACAGGCUGUAGCGCGCGCAUUGAAGGGACAUGGUAACGUCAGCGAGGAGAGAGAAGAAGAACAAAAGAUAAUUGAAGCGAAGAAGCUUGCUCAGCAGAGCGUGAUGCUGGCGCCCUGGGAGGUGAAGAACUGGGAGACUUUAGCAUUCGUUAGGACUCGGACUGAAGGCAUUGUUGUAUGUUGA